This is a messenger RNA of Aspergillus ibericus CBS 121593, 2026 nucleotides long. Its product is annotated as annexin. Gene Ontology annotation, cellular component: cytoplasm. The coding region runs from base 382 to 1716 and encodes 444 amino acids. The transcript is spliced from 2 exons. Gene Ontology annotation, molecular function: calcium-dependent phospholipid binding; calcium ion binding. The record is from RefSeq and is a predicted model, not a curated record. NCBI's taxonomy places the organism in Eukaryota, Fungi, Ascomycota, Eurotiomycetes, Eurotiales, Aspergillaceae.
GUUCCAUGUCUCCUACGCAAGCACUCUUAUGAUCCAAGGGCUUAUAAGAGGAUGAAGAGGAAAGAACCUUGUGAACCGGGGAUACCAAGACCUCAAAACUCCGAGUGACAGGUCUUACCCACUGGACCUAUCCAGUGCAUAACCGUGGGGCAAACUGCAUAAUCAUUGCAUCGGACGAAGCCCUUCUUCACCAAGCAUCACGUGAUGUACUACACCCGUUCCGGAAACGGGCCCUGGACGAUCCAUGAGGAUCCCGUCGGCGGCGGUGCUCAUCAUGACUCUUCGCUCCGCCUCGGCGCGGAAUAAAUACCCUCUCUCCUCCUCCUAGGUCAAUUCUUUCCCCAUCCUUAGGAGAAGAUACCCCAGUGGCUCUAAGACACCAUGUAUCACUAUCAGAACCGUCCUCCAUAUCCUCCGCCCCAGGGCCCCCCGCAGGGCUACAAUCAACAGCCCAAUCCACAACCCCUUCCUUACCCACAGCAACACUACAUGCCCUCUCACAAUCCUCCAAACCAGCCCGGAUAUCCUCCCUAUGGCGCUCCGAAUCAACAUCAGCCCCCGUACCCCCCGCAAGGCACCCCUCCCGCACAACAAGGGUUCUACCAAAGGCCUCCACAAGGCUAUCCGCAAGGACCGCCUCCCCCAACCUCCCCUCAUGGCCCCCCACAAGGCUUCCCUUAUUCCCCAGACUCCUUUGGCACACCUGCUCCUCCAUUUCCCCCGCAGCCCCAAUUCCAGGCCCCCCCGCCCGCAUCCGUGCCCUCCAUGGGCUACGUCCGGGGCCAACAAGCCAACGGGGACUUCCGACCCCAAGCCGACCAGCUCCGUCGCGCAAUGAAAGGGUUCGGGACAGACGAGAAAGCCCUCAUCCAGGUCCUUGCCAAACUGAGCCCCCUCGAGAUGGCCGCCGUGCGAUCCACCUACACCCACCACAUCCGCCGCGACCUCUACAAGGACGUCAAAUCCGAAACCAGCGGCUACUUCCGUCGAGGCCUCCUCGCCAUCAUCGACGGCCCCUUACAAUACGACGUGGCCUGCGUCCGCGAGGCCGUCGACGGCAUCGGCACCAAGGAAUGGCUCCUCAACGACAUCCUCCUCUCCCGCUCCAACGCCGAUCUCGACAUCAUCAAAACCACCUACCAACAAACCUACAAACGCUCCCUCCCCAAAGACGUCGAAGACGACCUCUCCUUCAAAACCAUGAGCCUCUUCUCCAUGAUCCUCCGCGCCACCCGCCACGAAGAAUCCGCCCCCCUAGACCCCCAACUCAUCGAAGCGGAAGCCAAAUCCCUCCACAGCGCCACCGCCGCCCGCAUCGUCAACAACGUCGAAGAAGUCUGCGGCAUCUUCGCCCGGGCCUCCGACCACGAACUCCGCGCCAUCAACCAAGCCUUCCAACACCGAUACAACAUCCACCUCACCAAACACAUCGAAAAGGAAUUCUCGGGCCACAUGAAAGACGCCCUCCUCCACAUGCUCGGCGUCGCCCUCGACCCCGCCAUGUACGACGCCGAACAACUCGAAGAAUGCAUGAAAGGCAUGGGCACCAAGGACGAGAAACUCACCACCCGAGUCGUCCGUCUCCAUUGGAACCCGAACCACAUGGACCAGGUGAAACGGGCGUAUCGUCAUCGCUACCAGAAGGAUCUCAUCGAGAGGGUGAAGGGCGAGACGAGUGGGGAUUAUCAGCGACUCAUGGUGGCUUUGUUGCAGUAGUCCGACCCCUCUCUUCUUCUCGUCAUCAAUUCCUUAUCGUCUUUAUUCGCUACGCUUCAUGAAGGGAACGACCACGACUUACGACUGGAUACGCUAACGGUAACGGUGUACGGUGCACGGAAUGUACAACAUGGGCCACGCACGAUAGAUUAGGAUGGCGGUUAGUUUGCUUUCUACCUUUAGUAUCUCUAUCUUGGGAGUGUGCUCUAUUCUUAAUGCAGACUAGUUGUCUUUCGUUUGCUACGAAUUAGGUUGUUAGUCAGUCACAGUAACUACUCGAGGAUUAAUCAGAUUCUUUGACAACUUUCCU